Messenger RNA from Centruroides sculpturatus (bark scorpion), 2089 nucleotides. Its product is annotated as zinc finger protein 16-like. Gene Ontology annotation, molecular function: chromatin insulator sequence binding. Gene Ontology annotation, biological process: regulation of transcription by RNA polymerase II. The record is from RefSeq and is a predicted model, not a curated record. Gene Ontology annotation, cellular component: chromosome. Bases 308 to 1456 code for a protein of 382 amino acids. NCBI's taxonomy places the organism in Eukaryota, Metazoa, Arthropoda, Arachnida, Scorpiones, Buthidae. The transcript has 2 exons.
GGACGAUCCGCUAUUAUCCUCAACCUAUGACGUAAUGAGGGGGGAGGGGAGUUAAUAAGAUUAAUUUCGAAUAUUAAAGAAAUAAAAUGAAUUAUAUAUUAAAAAGAAGAUUUUGUACAUAAAAGAAUGGGAGAAAUAAUAAAAAAACGAAAAUUUAAAAGUUAAAUGCAAUAAAAUGAAACGACGAUGUUAGGCUUAGGUAUACCACGUUUUAACAAACGCUAGGCUUAAGUCAAUAUGGCGAAGGUGUAGUCGGACGUCGUACGAUGGCAACUUUGCUGAGGAAAAUGAUUUACUUAAUUCUAUAAUGGGUGACCAAUCCAUGAUUGUUAGUGAUCAAUCUGAACAUCCAAGUUUCAUUGCCAUGAAGCCACAAAAUAUGGAUGAAGUAUUGUUAGAAAGUAAUCAUAUUGGACAAAUUUUUCUACAGGAUAAUAUUGCAAAUGAAAUUAUUGUUGAACAAAAUGUGGAAGUUGGAUCAGAUGACGAUAAUCAACAUGGUGAUAUUAUUUUGGUUCCAAAUAGCAUUAUUAAACAAGAGGAUAUUAUAGAAGGUGGUGAGGUAGUUGUUGGAUCAACUGUAGGUAAUGAAGUGGUUAUUGGUGAUCAUAUCAGUUCUCAUCUUACAAAUGAUAGAUUUAUGAUGGGAUCUAGUAUGGAAAUGGAUCCAGAUCAGAUUGACGAUACAGGAUUUGAUGAUUCUAGAUUGGUGAUUGAUACUCAUUUUAAAAUGGAAGAACCAACUACUGUUGGCUUUGACUGUAAUGAAUGUGGAGCAAUUCUGAAAAGUAAAGCAGCUCUCAAGAAACAUGUAAAAAGUCAUGGGAAACAAAGAUCUGGAAAAUCAAAGAAGAUUGGAUCUGAAAAGCAACAUGAUAAUAUUUUGAUAUCCAACAAACCAUAUUGUUGCCCAUCUUGUACUUACUCUUCACAAAGAAGAGAUAAAUUAGAUAAGCACAUGCAAAAGCAUGUUCUCUUGGAAGGCUAUCAUCCCUGUGGUAAAAAGCGACACAAACCUGAAGCACCUCUUCGUCGUCACCGACAUAAUGCUGAAGAAUACCGAUGCCCAUAUUGCCCUUACUCGUGUACAGUUUACAAAGCAUUGAAAAAACAUCAAAAAUUACAUAACGCAACUAGUAAUAAGCAAUUCACAAUUAAGGUAAGCUGCAAAAUCUGUGGAAAGGAUCGUGCAACUGAAGCCGAUUUACAAAAACACAUGAAAAAACACCGCAAUGACAAAUUCUUUUUAUGCGAUAUAUGUGGAUUUGCUAGUAUACAAUUAAAAAAGAUUAUACAACAUCGUAGAAUGCACACAGGUGAAAAACCACACUUAUGUCCUCACUGUCCCUAUAGAUCAGCCCGCAGAGAUAAUCUACGAUCACACGUUAGGCGCAUGCACAAAAAAGAAAAUGUAUAUAUUGAUACCUUCAAUCCAGGUGACGAGAAAAGCGAGUGAUGUUGAUUAUUGUCAAAAAAAAUUUAGUAGUUAUCUUUUUAUAGCUAAACAUAGAAAUGCUAUAACAGACAAUUCUUAUUUACCAGAGAUUACAGGAUUUAUUAUUAGUAUCAAUUGAGACUUAAAAUACCAAAUUUGUCAUUAUAAUAUUUUGCUGAUCUUACAAAAAAUGAAAGGGAAAUUAUUACUGUGAUGUGACAUUUUAAUAAAUUGUACAUAAAGAAUGUAAGCAUGGGUGCAUUAAGCAAAUUGGUAAUUUCCCAACAUUAUGGUUAUUAUUAUUACAUACUUAAACAACUUAUGUCGUUUGUUCAACAAUGAUUCAUUAAAUAUAAGUAACCACAAAUUGAAAUUAAUACUACUUUCCUGCUAUUAUUGUAUGAAUCAUUAAUGGUUGUGGAAAAUUAAGAAGAAAAAGUCUUAAGAAUUCUGUACUCUUUUAAGGUAUUUAAGAAGUAAAAAAGAAAGAUCUUGCUCACCUAGUCAGAUGUUUUCUAUUAAGGUAGAAGUUUGUUUGAAAUACAUCUGAUUCUUAAACUUCCAAAUGUGUAAAAUGGCACAUUGGUGUUUCAAUUGUAAUUGAAUAGUAGUGUGUUGGUCUUAUGAAUAAAUUGAUGUUUUAUGUAAAAUUAA